This is a messenger RNA of Trichogramma pretiosum, 5905 nucleotides long. RefSeq lists its product as uncharacterized. Gene Ontology annotation, biological process: cell-matrix adhesion. Lineage: Eukaryota; Metazoa; Arthropoda; Insecta; Hymenoptera; Trichogrammatidae. The coding region runs from base 385 to 4662 and encodes 1425 amino acids. Gene Ontology annotation, cellular component: extracellular region; basement membrane. Gene Ontology annotation, molecular function: serine-type endopeptidase inhibitor activity. The record is from RefSeq and is a predicted model, not a curated record. The transcript has 13 exons.
UAAACAGCACGUCGUUACCGUUUCGCUUGUUAUCGAAGCUCGCGUGAGCUCCACGUUUCGUAAAUAAUACGCGAUCGACGAGUUUUUAUUCGUCAGCUGUGCGCGUUACUGUGAUUGUUUUUCGUCUUCGAUCUGCCUAUAUCGCCGAAUCGUAUACCCUGUGAACACGUUGUUUUGCCCAGUGAACUCUGUAAUAAACUCCAAGUUUGCACUCGAUUAAUCGGAGCAGUCGUCGAAAUUCGGCGCUCGUUCACUGUGUCAGCUACUGUCAGGCUUGGCAACUACUGCUGCUGCACGCGAAAAAGCAAAGUCUAUACGAACGGAGCGCCAGGAGAAAAGGCCGGGGUGAAGAAGGCUGGAGAAAGGCCACUUGAUGCGCUGAAGAUGCGACGACGCCGAGUGCCGAGCGCAGGGCACCCAGCACUGCCGCCGCUUUCACCAUGGACGACGACGACGACGACUCUAGUCGCAAAGCUCCUACUCGUUCUCGUCCUCAUCCCAGCUUCGACCUCCGCUCUUGGUAACGCCAUCGAGCGAUCGGUCGGACGCUGUCCAGCCUACGACGAGCAGAACGUCUGCCCGGCGCGCUCGGCCAGCUGCAAGAGCGACGCCGACUGCCUGGCCACGGUCGAGCGCUGCUGCUCCACGGCCUGCGGCAAGCGAUGCGUCUCCGGCGAGCUGACGGGCUGCGAGCAGCUGGCCCUGGCGGCGAGUCGUCGCUCCCGGGCUCUCGGGCCCCGCGGGCCGGCCCAGCUGAUUCCUCGCUGCGACAACGCCACCGGCGAGUUCGAGCGGGUCCAGUGCGAUCCCGGCCAGGAGGAGGGCGGCCCUGCCUGCUGGUGCGUCGACGAGUUCGGCGUGGAGGUGGCCGGCACCAGGGCGCCCUCCAGGCAGCGGGUCGACUGCGAUCAUCCGAGGGUGUGCCCGGCGCACACGUGCCGCAUGCUCUGCCCGCUCGGCUUCGAGAUCGAGCCCACAACGGGCUGUCCUCGCUGCGAGUGUCGAGAUCCCUGCCGCGGAGUCGUCUGCCCGGGCGGAGGCUCGCAGACCUGCGAACUGAUCGACGUGCCUUGCGCUCGACCACCCUGUCCACCGGUGCCGUCCUGUCGCAAAGCCAAGUCUCUGGCCAACGUGUGCCCGGCAGGCGAGCCUCUGCAGAUCACCGACUCGCCCAGGCCCUUCCUGUGCGGCGACAGCCCGGGUAAACCGACCUGUCCGCCCCUCUACCGCUGCCUCGUCGAGUACAAUCAGGAGUACGGGGUCUGCUGCCCGGACAGCGUCGAGAUCAAGCGGCCCGGCAACUGUCCCCUGAGCCGUCUGCAGGACUGCGAGGCCAAGACCAGGUGCAAGCACGACCUCGACUGUCCGGAUCCGCAAAAGUGCUGCACCACCGCCAAGUGCGGGGGCGUCUGCAGGACACCGACGGGACUGAGCGCCUGUCACAGAAAUCGCAUGCUCGCCGAGAUGCUGAGCAUAUCCGAGCGCCAGGGACGCGGCUACGUGCCCCAGUGCAACGAAGACGGCGAGUACGAGCCGAGGCAGUGCUCGCAAAACGGCCUGGUCUGCUGGUGCGUCGACCGGACGGGCAAAAAAGUCAGCGGUUCGAUGGGACCAGCCGAAAAAGUCGAUUGCAGCGAUAAAUCUACCGUAACCCCGAGCAGUACUAGCAGCAGCAGCAGCAUUACGACGACUACGAGCCAACAACAGGGUCGAUCCUUGCCCCCGCAAGCCUGUACACUGCAACAAUGUGCUCAAGUCUGUCAAUAUGGAUUUAAGACCGACUCGGCAGGGUGCCCGACUUGCGAGUGCGACGAUCCCUGCGAAGGGUACUCGUGUCCGGCCGGCGAGGAGUGCGUGCUGAAUCGCGAGGAGGGAUGUCCGGACUUUUUGUGCGCCUCGAAACCCGAGUGCCGCCAGCGACGGACCUUCAAGAGUCCCUGCUCGCUGGGCUCGCCGUUGAGCGACGACAAAGGCAACGCCGUGACCUGCGACUCGUCGUCGGCUGCCGGCAAUAAAACUUGUCCCGAGCAGCACGUCUGCGUGCCCGUGCCCGAGGCCGACCAAUCCGUCUGCUGCUCGGCUCCUCAGCCAGAGAUCGAAAAAGUUCCAACGAUGUGCGAGUACCUGCGAGAUUUCGGCGAGCGCAUGGAGGGCACGCGCGAGGGCAUGAGCCUGGCUCUGGAGGCGCCGCAAUGCGACGAGGAGGGCGCCUACAAGCCGUUGCAGUGCCAACCGGGCGCGGGCAAUUGUUCCUGCGUCGACGAGUGGGGCGUCGUGCUGAAGCGAGACGUCGAGGCGCAGUCCGACACCGAUUGCGGCGAGGUGCGCGAUCUGCUCAGCCUCUGCGGCACCUUCAACUGCAACGCCACCUGUCCUUACGGUUUCGAGCUUGACGCCGCUGGAUGUCGUCAAUGUCGCUGUCGCGACCCGUGCCAGGAGGUGAGGUGCGGGCCGAGCGAGGCCUGCAGCUUGGUCGACGUGAACUGCGGCGCGGGUCAGUACUGCCCGUCGGUGCCGGCCUGCCUGGCCACGAAAGCCGGCCAAUGCCCCUAUCUCGUGCCGAGCUCGUCGAGCUGCGAGCUGCAGUGCAGCAACGACCAGGAGUGCUCCGGCGGCGACAAGUGCUGCUCCACCGGUUGCGGCACUCAGUGUAUAUCACCGGUGAUGGCCACGGCCUGUCAGCACGCGCGCACCGUGGCCGAGCACUCGGCCCGCGAGUCCGGCGAGCCCGCGCGGAUGACGUACAUACCGAGGUGCGACCCGGUUCAGGGCCACUUCGAGCCGGUCCAGUGCCACGCGGGCAUGUGCUGGUGCGUCGACGCCGAGGGACGCGAGCAGCAGGGCACGCGAGUCGUCGAGGGUCUGCUGCCGCGCUGCGGAGCCCCCGAGCGCUGCCCCGAGAUCGACUGCCAGCUGCAGUGCCACGACGGUCUGGAGCUCGACACCGCGACCGGAUGCCCGGUCUGCGCCUGCCGAGAUCCCUGCAAGAGCGUCACCUGUCGAGGAGAGAACGAGCAGUGCAGAAUGGUGGAAGUGGCCUGCAGCGCACCACCCUGUCCACCGGUGCCGGUCUGUCUGCCGAAAAAGGACAAUCCGUGCCCCGACGGCUCGCCUCUGCUGGUCGAGGACGGCAGCGUAGCCACGUGCGGUCCGCACGGUCAGAACUGCCCGUCGACGCACAAGUGCGAGCUGUCGCCUCUCGACGAGUACGCGGUCUGCUGCCCGAAACCUCGGGACGUCUGCUUCGAAGCGGUGCGCAAAGUGCCCUGCCCCACGGAGUCGACCACGAUCACCACUACCGCCAGCACUACUGGCCAGAACGUGACGGCCGAGCCCGAGGAGGAGCACUGGUACUUUGACGCCGAGCGCAACGAGUGCCGCAAAAAACGGGACUGUAGCACGACGGGUUACAACGACUUCUCGAGCAAGCUUGUCUGCGACACCGUCUGUCCGGUGCUGUCGCCCUGCGAGAGGCUCAGAGAGAGAAAUCUCAAGACAGCUCAGAAAUACAAGCAGCCGUCCUUUAUGCCGAGGUGUAAUCCGGACACGGGCGCUUGGGAGCCGGUACAAUGCCUGGAACACGUCGGCGUCUGCUGGUGCGUGAACAAGAAGGGCGAGCCGAUCAAGGGCUCGAUGACCCGCGAUCUCGCCGAGCCCAAGUGCAGCUACCGUCAGGCUCGCCGCGGUCGUCUGGGGGGAGACGCCGCCAACUCGGCCACGACGGAGGUCGACACGGAGAUCAAGGCCUACAUGGAGAACGCCUUCGUGGGUCUGGUGUCGGAGGGCCGUGAGAUCAACAAGGUCCUGGUGAGCCGCUGCCAGGCGAUGCACGAGCGGGGCUUUGUGCCGGCCAUGUGCGACAAGUACGGGCGCUUCGAGCCGACCCAGUGCGCGGCCGAGACCUGCUGGUGCGUCGACGAGGCCGGCAACCAGCUCGUGGGCUCCGAGCCCUUCAUCAAGGGCACCAACAUUUGCCUUCCCACCCCGGUGGAGGCCGUCGAGGUAACUCUGCAUUUCCCGGGCAGCUUCCUGCCCGUCGAGGACGAGCCCCUGUUCGCCAAGGAGGCGGUGGACUUUUUGCAGGACCUCGGGGCUCGGCUGAAGGACGGCGUGCAAGUGGAGAUCAGCCAGGAGUCGAUAGUCUUGGCCUUCGAGGUCGUCGGGCCCAACAAGGUCGACAUCGCGUUCCACCUCGAGGAGCUGACGCGCAUGCAGAAGCUCAGCGUGCUCGGCUACUUGGCCGACGCCACGACGUCGCGUUUCACGCAUCGAGUGACGUCGGGCACGGCCUCGAACAGUCGCAUUAUCGCCCUGGAGCAGAGAGAGAUAUUGACGGAAUUGGACGCGCCGAUGUUCCAGACGGCCACGGUCGUAUUGGCGGUCGGCAGUGCUUUCGUUAUCAGCAGUUUGCUCAUUUUGCUGAUGCUUUAUCGCAAAAAGAUGAAACUGAAGAGGAACGUCGAGGCGCUGGAUCAGCGCUUUUUGGCUUACAACAGCCAGCCGGUUUACGUGAUAUCGGGCAUGGAGACGGGCAGCAGCAGUAACGUUAGCACCUGUAGUAAUAGUAGUUGUAGUAUUAUCAAUAGCGAAAAGGAGAAGGAAGCGAUCGGCUGCUCGGCGGACAGCCACAUCGCUUCGAGAACAAUCGAGAGCGUCGGCUGAGCCUCUCGCUAAUCACGAGGGCUUUUUAAUUCACAAGCGAAUGAGCGGGAUAGAGAAGCCGAGUCAACUUUCAAUUUCCGUGAAUUUUUCAUUCUCUUUCUCUCUCAACGGCGACCGCGUAUAUAUAAUAUAGCGAGUAUAAGCACAUCACCGUAGAGGCAAUCUAUUAACCGUCUUGUGAUCCGCUCAGCAUGUUCAUCCUCAUCUAUAUUAUAUCCAAAAGUAACAAAAUAUUCUAGAUGAAAAAAAAAGGAACAGGAAAAAUCAACCACGAAGAUACUUUCGACGCUCUCUAUCGAUUGUCCUCGUAUCGAAUCUUCUCUUAUUUCCCGUAUAAAAAUACUCGAGCCCUGCAAUUUGAGUGCUACCACGCUUAUGCGCGCUCUUUCACGCGAGUUUCAUCAACGUAUCCUUUUAUUUUUCGCUUGUUUUCGCGACCAUCAUCCGCGAACGAUGCAUGCGAAUCGCUGUGUGUUGACUCGCGCGAGAGAACCGCAACGAGCGCGGAUAAAUUAUGUACAUUCAAUCGCCCGUCGUGCGCAUACGUCAAGUAUUAAAUGAAUAAAUAAUUGUCUCGCGAAAUACUUUUUCGUAUCUCACUUCAUAAGCUAUUUAUAACUGUAGUACGCAUCGAGGGGCAAAUAUCGAACACGAGUCGUCGACGAGGCGAGAAAAGAUUUUUACAAAAAAAAAAAAAAUAAUGAUAAUAAUCGUUUUCGAAUCGCCGGCGACUCCUUUACAUGUGUAAUAAUAUUAAAAUAAAAUAAUCAUUUUGGUGAAAAGCUAGGAAAAAAGCAAGUUGCGUUCGACGCGUUGCUCGUGAACGCGUUUUCGAACGCCACUUGUCUUUUUUUCGAUAUCUGGGGAAUGUGUGUAUAUAUUAUCGAUUAUAGGAUUACUUGUAUAUGUAUUCGGCACGUCAUUAGAAUUAUAACCCGAUUUAGAACUAUAUCUUUACUUCGCGCUUAUCGUACACGCAGAGACUGAAAAAUGAUGUAUCGAUGUAAGUUUUCAAAUGGAGCGGAGAGAUUCGAUUCUCUAUAGCAAACUUUAUCGUCGUGUAUCGAAGUCAUUGUAAUGAUUUUUUUGAUCGAUUGAAUUUUUAUAUAUUAUUUGUUUGAAAAUAUCAUGUAUCAAAUUGCAUUGUAAUAAAAUGUCAAAAAAAAAGUAUAUAAAAAAUGUCGAGAUUUGAUACAAUACAUUAUAUCAUAACGUACCAAAUAAAAACUUUACGUUAUUUGUA